CUCAUGCACUCACGAAACUAAAACUACACUCCUCACUAGCUCCAAAAGAGCCCAUAAUGGAAAACUGCAAGAGAUCUCCCCUGAAGCCAUGGAAGAAAGGCCCUCCGAGGGGCAAAGGUGGGCCCCAGAACGCAGCGUGCGAGUACCGAGGCGUCCGGCAGAGGACCUGGGGCAAAUGGGUGGCAGAAAUCAGGGAGCCCAAGAAGAGGACCAGGCUCUGGUUGGGCUCCUUCGCCACGGCCGAAGAAGCCGCCUUGGCCUACGAUGAGGCCGCGAGGAGACUAUACGGUCCCGAGGCUUACCUCAAUCUUCCCCAUCUCCAGUCCAAUUACAACCCUCUCAACAAGUCCCACCACAAGCUCAAGUGGCUUCCAUCCAAGAGCUUCGUUUCCAUGUUCCGUCACCCCACCGGGUGGCUCAACCUGAACGCGCAACCGAACGUCCGGGUGAUUCAUCAGAGACUGCAAGAGCUGGAGAAAAAUGGAGAUUUCAAGACGAAAAAUCCGGUUGUUAAUGAAAAAACCAUGGCCGAUGCUUAUUUAACUCGGGAGAAAGACGUGGAGAUUGUAUCUGGAAAGGAAUUGGGAGAUGGAAAAGAGAAGCCUCAGAUUGACUUGCAUGAGUUCCUCCAGCAACUCGGCAUACUGAAAGAGGACCAGAGUUUGUUGUGCGGUGGCGACGAAGGAGAGAGCUUUACAGAGCCCGAAACUCCAUUGAAAGACGAGGAGGAGGAGGAUGGUGAUCAUCAUGAUGAUGGCGGCGGUGGUGGUGAUGGUGAUGGUGGGGUCCGGGGAUUCGCCGAGAAUAGUUUCAACUGGGAUACUCUUAUCGAGAUGCGAGACACGGAGGAUCAUCAACCCUCCAGUAGCUUCCAGGUUUGUGAUAUCCAGGAGGAGCUUUGUUUGCCUAGUUCCAUUUGGAACUUCUGAGAGAGUAUCAAUAGUACAUGUAGUACUUGAUUUUUGAAAGAAAGGAUCAUAUGUGGCUUUUACUAGAGUCGAUGGUAAUAAUAGGAAGGUCAGGUCUUGUCAUCACGUGACUCUGCCAUAUACUAUAUGCAGUAGAAAGUUCCAUAUAUAUAGUGAUUGC
Messenger RNA from Rhododendron vialii, 1089 nucleotides. RefSeq names its product dehydration-responsive element-binding protein 2F. The coding region runs from base 57 to 929 and encodes 290 amino acids. The record is from RefSeq and is a predicted model, not a curated record. Gene Ontology annotation, cellular component: nucleus. Gene Ontology annotation, biological process: positive regulation of DNA-templated transcription; response to stress. Gene Ontology annotation, molecular function: DNA-binding transcription factor activity; transcription cis-regulatory region binding. The transcript has a single exon. Lineage: Eukaryota; Viridiplantae; Streptophyta; Magnoliopsida; Ericales; Ericaceae.